Messenger RNA from Coffea eugenioides, 1768 nucleotides. Its product is annotated as protein UPSTREAM OF FLC. The coding region runs from base 162 to 1565 and encodes 467 amino acids. Lineage: Eukaryota; Viridiplantae; Streptophyta; Magnoliopsida; Gentianales; Rubiaceae. The transcript has 4 exons. The record is from RefSeq and is a predicted model, not a curated record.
CCUGAAAACCACGAUGAAUAUUCAUCUAUCUCCCUAUACUAGUAGUAUUUCAAAUCUCAACACAUUUCUUCUUUAAAAUAAAUUCAAUUUUUCCGAUGUAUAUAUAGACUACUUACGACUAUAGCUUUUCAACUUGCAUAUCAUCCUCCAGCACUCCAACAAUGGCGGGGACGUCAAGGUCGGCCAGGCCGACCGAGCUUCAAAUGCACAAGAGAUGGAAAGACAGAGACACCAGCCCUGAACGGACCAAAGUCUGGACUGAGCCGCCCAACUCUAAGCUCAAGUCCUCCGACAGAAGGGUCCCCGUUAUCUAUUAUCUUUCCCGAAACGGCCUGCUCGAACAUCCCCAUUUCAUGGAGGUUCCUCUUUCCUCCCCCGAUGCCCUCUAUCUAAAAGAUGUAAUCAAUCGCUUGAAUUCCCUCCGUGGGAAAGGAAUGGCUUCAUUGUAUUCCUGGUCUUGCAAAAGGAGUUAUAAGAACGGAUAUGUGUGGCACGAUUUAUCGGAGAACGAUUUUAUAUAUCCAGCUCAUGGACAAGAGUAUAUUCUCAAAGGAUCGGAGAUUCGGGACGGUGCAUUUAUAACGAAAUCCGAUGAAACAGUAAUGUGUUCGACUGCGAAAUUACCGGCGCCGCCGGAGGGUCCACUGCGAGUCCACUGCGAGGAAUUCCCGCCGGUUAAAGCUCCGCGGAGGCGGAACCAGUCCUGGAGCUCCUUCGACCUCCACGAGUACAAGGUUUACACCGGCGAGUCCGCGUCACGCGCCGCAGCUGACGCCUCUACUCAAACCGACGACAAGCGACGUCGCCGGCGAGCAGUCAGAGAGAUAGAAGAAGUUCACGAAGGAGAAAAUGAGGAGAAAAACAGAGAAGAGUCCCAGAGGAUCGUCAGCUCUGAUGAGAUCACCGAGAUCUCACCUCCGCCGUCGGAUUCGAGUCCUGAAACGUUAGAGACAUUGAUGAAAGCGGACGGCAGGAUAAUCCUACGGUCGGGGGCGGCAGAUGAGGAUGCGACGGCGCCUGCUUCCAAUAGUAAUCAUCCUCCUAGCGGGAGGAGCAAAGCGUCGUCGGUUUUGAUGCAGCUGUUAUCCUGCGGUUCGAUUGGGUUUAAAGCCUGCGGGCCCGGCCAGGGAAAGGACAAUGGAUUUUCUCUAAUUUCUCACUACAAGGUGAGGUUGCCACGUGGACGUGGUGGUGGGGGAUCGAAUCACGUGGGGAAGGACGCAGAGACGGAAAGCGUAGGGAGCUUGGCGUCCGGGUUUGGGGGGAGGGUAAAGUUGGAAGAAAAAGAGUAUUUCAGUGGCAGCUUAAUAGAGACAAAGAAGGACAAAUUUCCAGCUCUGAAGAGAUCUUCUUCCUUCAAUGCAGAUCGGAGCUCUAAAUUGGAUCUGGGAGGAGUACAAGAAAUGGAGGGAAGCAGAGAAAAUUGCAAACCAAUGAAGCAAAAGGAAAAGGGUACUAUUCUAUCCGCGAGAAGGGAAAGCAGCCAUGACCUCUCUUGCAGUAGCAGCGGUAGCAGUACUACUAGUACCCUCACUUCUUGUGGUCAACAUGGUACAGAAGGAUAGUGGUUCAACCUUAGAAUUCAGGAACAGAGCUUUAAACUUGUGCAUUUGUAGCUUUUUUCUGCCUAUUGGUCCACUAAUCAUCAUAGUAGGCUGUAAAUUUCUUAAUUUUAAUUUGUGUUCUAGAAUAGAAUUGACUCGUACUCCUAGAUAACUUGGUAGUGGAUACCAAUUGAAGGCAACGAAAAAUGUGUUACUCCGUGCUG